AGGACUCUGCAGAUACAGCGGCCUAGAUUAGCUCUGACUACCGUUACUGAGUUAACGGGGAUCCCAGGCUAGGGAGGCCCCAAAAUGGGCAGCUCCCUGCAGCUUGGGCCCAUGGUGCUCUUCCCUAGACCCUAGCGGUCCAGCCCCGGAGCUCAUUCAGAUUAGGAGUAGAAGCUGAACUGUGGGAGGCUGCUGAACGCACUCGGUAAGCAUGGCGCUGCUCAAAGUCAAGUUUGACCAGAAGAAGCGGGUCAAGUUGGCCCAGGGGCUCUGGCUUAUGAACUGGCUGUCCGUGUUGGCUGGCAUCGUACUCUUCAGCCUGGGGCUGUUCCUGAAGAUUGAACUCCGCAAGAGGAGCGAAGUGAUGAAUAAUUCUGAGAGCCACUUUGUGCCCAACUCCCUGAUAGGGGUGGGAGUUCUGUCCUGUGUCUUCAACUCUCUGGCUGGGAAGAUCUGCUAUGAUGCCCUGGACCCGGCCAAGUAUGCCAAGUGGAAGCCCUGGCUCAAGCCGUACCUGGCUGUCUGCGUUUUCUUUAACGUCAUCCUCUUCCUGGUAGCUCUCUGCUGCUUUCUGUUGCGGGGCUCCCUGGAGAGCACCCUGGCUUACGGACUCAAGAAUGGGAUGAAGUAUUAUCGGGACACAGACACCCCCGGCCGGUGCUUCAUGAAAAAGACCAUCGACAUGCUCCAGAUUGAGUUCAAGUGCUGCGGAAACAACGGCUUCCGGGACUGGUUCGAGAUUCAGUGGAUCAGCAAUCGCUACCUGGACUUCUCUUCCAAGGAGGUCAAAGAUCGCAUCAAGAGCAACGUGGAUGGGCGGUACCUGGUGGAUGGCGUCCCUUUCAGCUGCUGUAACCCCAGCUCCCCGAGGCCCUGUAUCCAGUACCAGCUCACCAACAACUCAGCACACUACAGCUAUGACCACCAGACCGAGGAGCUCAACCUCUGGCUGCGGGGCUGCAGGGCCGCUCUGUUGAAUUACUACAGCAGCCUCAUGAAUUCCAUGGGUGUCGUCACACUUCUCGUCUGGCUCUUUGAGGUGAGCAUCACUGCCGGACUCCGCUACCUCCACACAGCGCUGGAGAGUGUGUCUAACCCGGAGGACCCCGAGUGUGAGAGUGAGGGCUGGCUGCUGGAGAAGAGCGUGCCCGAGACCUGGAAGGCCUUUCUGGAAAGCUUUAAGAAGCUGGGCAAGAGCAAUCAGGUGGAGGCUGAAGGUGCAGACGCAGGCCCAGCUCCAGAGGCUGGCUGAUGGCCUGAGGCCUCUCCCCCUCCUCAACACUUAGUGGACUGCAGGGACUGUGGAUACCCCCUUUAUCCAGCUGAAAGUCCAAAUUUCCCGAGAAAGCUGGUCACCUACUGACUCUCCUUGAUGUGGGCCUUGAAGUUCAGGGUCCUUAGGGCAGGUUACAAACAUUUGUGAAACGGCUGCCUCCAGAUGUGAGUGACUGAACAAUGCAGCAGAUGGCCAGGACUGAACGCUCACAGGACUGGCCAGUCCAGGGCUCUGUCCAAGUGUGAGUUCAGAUCUCUCAUAGGUGACUGGCCACACCAAGGGCCUCUCCCCUCCUCAGUAGUGUCUGCCUCUUUUAAGCUACAAGUUCUGCAUCCCAACCAUCACUUGAAACAUAAAAGCAAGGUGAAAAUAA
This is a messenger RNA of Mus caroli (Ryukyu mouse), 1649 nucleotides long. It is a transcript of the gene Prph2, whose product is annotated as peripherin 2. The record is from RefSeq and is a predicted model, not a curated record. Gene Ontology annotation, biological process: visual perception. Gene Ontology annotation, cellular component: plasma membrane. NCBI's taxonomy places the organism in Eukaryota, Metazoa, Chordata, Mammalia, Rodentia, Muridae.